Messenger RNA from Macrosteles quadrilineatus (aster leafhopper), 1068 nucleotides. Its product is annotated as angiotensin-converting enzyme-like. The transcript is spliced from 5 exons. NCBI's taxonomy places the organism in Eukaryota, Metazoa, Arthropoda, Insecta, Hemiptera, Cicadellidae. Gene Ontology annotation, cellular component: plasma membrane. Gene Ontology annotation, biological process: proteolysis. The coding region runs from base 121 to 1068 and encodes 315 amino acids. The record is from RefSeq and is a predicted model, not a curated record. Gene Ontology annotation, molecular function: metallopeptidase activity; peptidyl-dipeptidase activity.
UACAGUGUGUUGAUAACAACGGCGCGGGACAGAACCUACUGCGCUUGCGUUGUUAUUGUCGCGUUGUGACUGUGCGUUGUGUUGACGGACUUUUGUGAUCACGUUCAGAUUAGCAAGUCUAUGGCGUGUGUAAGUCGGCCGAAGCCUCCGUCAUUCUGGGGCCAGACCACAUUGCUGCUGGUGAUAGCUCUACACUCUGGUAGUGCCCAAGUAGACCUACCCCCAGACUCUCUAUACUUCGACCCUCGGUAUCAGUUCGACCCGAGCCAGAGUCGAGCACAGGGGAAGUCGUACAGACCGUACAACCCCUACAGUCAGCCAACCCCCGAGACAUACACUCCCGGGAAUAAACCGGUUAAGGAGCUGAGCUUGGAUGAAGCUCUCAACACUUUUUUGAAGACGCAGGACCCCAAGUACUACAACUACUACCAGAAGGGUGACCACAGGGAUGGUUCCUCGGUCCCUGAAUCUGCGCAUUCCCCACAUUCUCCUCAACCUCUACAUCCUGCAGACCCUCAGGUCGCCGCCCUGCUCAAGCAGAUAGACAGUGUCGGGUCUCAGCAGUGCGCCGCCAAUGUGCUUGCCCAGUGGAACUUUGAAACCAACGUCAACGAAGUUACCCAGUUGGAAGCGCUGAGGGCACAACUGGCUUAUGCAGAGUUCCAGGCUAGAGUUCGCACCCUGGUAUCCAAGAUAGAGAAGGAUCGAGUAGGAGACCCCAGGCUCUGGAGACAGCUCAGGCAUCUCUCGGUGAUCGGGCCUGCAGCUCUACCUCCGGACCAGCUGGACAGGUAUAAUCGAGUUAUCAAUGACAUGCUGGAGAUCUACAACAGUGCUACAAUCUGCGCUUAUAACGAACCUCUGCGUUGUGGGCUGCGCUUGGAACCAGAUCUACAGGCUAUCAUGGCGACAUCUCACGACUGGGAUGAGCUGCAGCAUACAUGGGUCGAGUGGAACCGUAGAUCUGGUAUGAAACUGAGAGACCUCUACGAGCAGCUGGUAGACCUCGGCAACUACGCAGCCAGGCUAAAUAGUACGUACUUAAUACUCAAACAACUACAAUACUAG